Meloidogyne enterolobii is the source of this 293-nucleotide messenger RNA. The record is from the annotation of a GenBank genome assembly. Lineage: Eukaryota; Metazoa; Nematoda; Chromadorea; Rhabditida; Meloidogynidae.
UUUUUAAUUUUUUAAAUUUAAUAAUUCUAAAAUAUUUUAUUAAUUCUAAAAUUAUGAUAAAAGUAUUAUUUUUAAUUUUUAUUGCUUUAUUUAUUCUUGAUGGAAUGAUAAAAAUGGAAAAUCAACGAGGGGUUUUGGCACAAGAUAAUGAUGAUGAUGGUGGUGGCUUUUGGUCUGAAGUGCCAUCACGUAAGAAACGUAAAGCAAAUAAAAAUAAAAAGAAUGACAAAAAAAGUAAAGAAAAAAGUAUUGAAGCAUCGACACGUUGGUACAAAGAAUACUAUGCUUAUUAA